Molecule: messenger RNA, 870 nt
Organism: Impatiens glandulifera
Lineage: Eukaryota; Viridiplantae; Streptophyta; Magnoliopsida; Ericales; Balsaminaceae
Product: LOB domain-containing protein 27-like
Exons: 2
Coding region: 1-870 (289 amino acids)
Source: RefSeq, a predicted model, not a curated record
AUGACCCUUAAAGGUGGCACAACUCAUGCUUGUGCAGCCUGCAAAUACCAAAGGAGAAGAUGCACUCCCAAGUGUUUGCUCGCACCAUAUUUCCCAGCCGACCAGCCCAAGAUGUUUCAAAAUGCGCAUCGCCUUUUCGGUGUGAGCAAUAUAGUUAAGAUUUUGAAAAGUAUUGAUCAAUCUCAAACUCGAGAAGCUAUGAAUUCCAUUAUUUUUCAAUCUAAUAUGCGCGAUAGAUAUCCUGUUGAGGGGUGUUGUUAUUUCAUUAGAGGGCUUCAGUCUCAAAUACACCAGACUGAGAUGGAAUUGCAUGCGGUUCUUACUCAACUUCGUCUUUACAGACAACAACAACAGCAACAAACACAUAUGCAAGAUGGAUCAACUAUUAUAGAUGAUUGUACAUCUAAUCUUCAACUAGGAAUUAAUGCAUUAACCUUGUAUCAUGAACAAGCUGAUGUUAAUUCACUGCCUGUUUCAUCCAAUGAACAACACUACACAAACAACAACAUGAACAUCGCUUACAAUGACGAAAAUAAUUCAAUGUGGAUUCAACAUGCGUACCCCCAGCACAACUUUAGUGGUACUGAAAACAACAAUAUUAUGAGUAACAACUCGGUUUUGACGAUGCAACAACCUCUCUUAGUUUCAUCCCAACAUCAAAAUAUACAAGAAGAGCCAGUCCAAGAUUACGAUGAGAUGCAUACUUAUUUUGAUACAAUUGACGAUAAACAAUCUUAUUUAGAUUCCAAUGACGCAUCUGAUACGAGCUCGGAUACAUCUUUGAAAGAUACAACUAACUCGUUCCAGCAUGUAUCGAAGAAGGAAUUAAAGAAUGCUGCUGCGUGUUUCAGCCUGACUAGUGUCAAUUGA